This is a messenger RNA of Zygotorulaspora mrakii, 2370 nucleotides long. RefSeq names its product Nab3p (gene NAB3). Gene Ontology annotation, molecular function: RNA binding. The coding region runs from base 1 to 2370 and encodes 789 amino acids. The record is from RefSeq and is a predicted model, not a curated record. The transcript has a single exon. NCBI's taxonomy places the organism in Eukaryota, Fungi, Ascomycota, Saccharomycetes, Saccharomycetales, Saccharomycetaceae.
AUGUCUGAGAUUUCUGACCAUGAAACGAGUUCACAGAUUGUGGACUCGGUCAAUGACGCUGCAGCUGCUGCACAAGACCAAAAAAACCAACAAGAUUAUAACCUAGUGAGUGAAACCAAUGUCGACGUUGCUGGAGUUUCUGAUGGGCUUGAAGAUGAUUCAGAAAACGUUCUGGAAGCUCAAACCUCGCAGGAUGAUGCUCAUACUAGUGUCCAUCACAACGAUCAGGCCCAGGAAGGAGAACUUGGACAAGCAUCCAGUGACGCCCCUGCGGAGAAGAACGACACGGCGCAACACAGUGAGAAUCACGGGGAGGUUUCACCAUCAGCUGGCGACCAGGAUCACCAUGAAAUAGAGACGUCUGCCAAGCAUGAAGAUGCAGUUCAACAAGGAGAAGAUAACAAACAGGGCGAAGAACAGCCCUCUGUGCAAAGUGGGGACGAACUUGAGGAACAGAACAAAGAUGCAGAUCAAGACACCAAAGCGGGAAAAAAUGACCAGCAUAACCAGGAGGGUGAGAGUGACCCAGCAGAAGGUAGUAGACAAGAAGAAAUGGUUCAAGACGACGCAGGAGGCAACGGUGGCGAGGCUAGCGAAGAAGAUGAUCUGGAAAAACUAGAAAAACAAGCUCAUGAAUCUAUGGAUAAUUCAACUUCUUCUGUUGAGAACCUGCCCGCCUCAACAGAGCCCUCGACGAACGACGAAAAUGUGAACUACGAUCUUCUACAAAAACAGGCACAAUAUAUUAUGGAUAGCAACAUGUUAAACCUAACCCAAUUCAAAGAAAAUUCAGCAGAAAAUAAAAUUACAGCUCUCGUCAAUAUGUUGAACUCAAAUUCGGAAACCGCAAUGCCAAUGACUGAGUUUCAAUCCGCUGAGCCAGAAACGGCACGUACUGAACAAGCGCCACAUGUGGAGGAGGUUCAAAAACCUGCCAGACCUGAUUUAAACAGUGUCAUGACACCUGAGGAACGUGAACGCUAUACAAAGUACUUACAUGGUGAAAAUAAAAUCACUGAGCUACAUGAUAUCCCUCCAAAAUCAAGACUGUUUAUUGGUAACUUGCCUUUAAAAAACGUUUCAAAGGAGGACCUAUUUAGAAUAUUCUCCCCAUACGGUUUGAUACUUCAAAUCAAUAUAAAGAACGCGUUUGGUUUCAUACAGUACAAUAACCCAAAAAGUGUAACUACGGCCAUCGAGAAAGAAUCCCAGGAGUUAAGUUUCGGCAAAAAAUUAAUUCUUGAAAUUUCAAGCUCCAAUGCAAGGCCACAAUUUGAUCAUGGUGAUCAUGGUACAAAUAGUAGCUCCACAUUCAUUUCAUCCUCCAAGCGUCCUUUUCAAAGUGAUGAAAAAGAUGCGGGUGAAAUGUAUAAUGACAAUAACCAAGGGUACAAAAAGUCCAGGAGGUAUGUUCCUUCAUGCGUCAUUUACGUCAAAAGAACGGCUGAUCGUGGUUAUGCUUAUGAAGUUUUUAAUCAGUUCAGAAGAGGUACAGAUUUGGAAACGGAUAUGAUUUUCCUAAAGCCACGUAUGGAACUCAGAAGGAUGAUCAACGAAGUAGCUCAUGACGGAGUGUGGGGUGUCAUACUGGUAAAUAAAACGCGUAAUGUAGACAUUCAGACUUUCUACAAAGGGCCUCAGGGUGAGACAAAAUUUGACGAAUAUGUGAGCGUUUCAGCAGAUGAUGCGAUUGCUAUUUUUAAUAAUCUGAAACCUUCAAGAGGUGUGGGCGGUCAUGCAGGUAUGCAAAAUGCUAACCCUUAUGCUAGUCAACAAUCUCCACCUAUGCCCGCUCCACAACAAGGCUACUAUGGAGGCUACGGUAUGGCUGGUCAUAUGCAAGGACCUCCUCCAGUUCAGCAACCCCCUUACGUUCAACAAGGCUACGGUAUGCCUAUGCAAGCUCAAGGAUACGGUGCACCACAACCAAUGGCCCAGCCGUACGGGCGCUAUCAAGGUACACCGGCACCACUUAUAGAUCCAAAUUCAGCUCCUCAGCAAUUGAAUUCACUACUAGGAGCUGGCGGUCAAAUGAAUCAACAACAACUUUUAUCAGCAAUCCAAAAUCUUCCUCCCGCAGUUGUAUCAAAUCUGCUAUCUAUGGCCCACGGGCAACAGCAGCAGCAGCAGCAAUCGCCUCAUACACAGCAACAGUUAUUGGGCCUGCUUCAAUCGAUGCAAGGUCAACAACAACCCGCAGCUUUGAACUCCAUGGCACAGUCUGUGCCUCCAAUGAAUGACAGUUUUGCUCCUCAGCAUUCUUCCAUAAAUUCAGCUUCGUUGCAACAACCGCCACAGCAACAGCAACAGUCUUCGGCAGGCAGUAAUGUUCAAAGUCUCUUGGACAGUCUGGCCAAAUUACAGAAAUAA